Molecule: messenger RNA, 1491 nt
Organism: Aspergillus bombycis
Lineage: Eukaryota; Fungi; Ascomycota; Eurotiomycetes; Eurotiales; Aspergillaceae
Product: transcription factor domain-containing protein
Exons: 4
Coding region: 1-1491 (496 amino acids)
Biological process (GO): DNA-templated transcription
Cellular component (GO): nucleus
Molecular function (GO): DNA binding; zinc ion binding
Source: RefSeq, a predicted model, not a curated record
AUGCCGAUCACUUCUUACUCCUUGCCCACUGGCUACCUAGGUCCAACCAGCUUUGUCGCGGCAUUGGAAGAGGACCACGAGCUUGUUUCUAGCCCCAGCGAUCGACAGUUACAGGACGAUGCGGGAACCACAUUCCCAUCGGAAUUGCCCUUGUACUGGAUCCAGCAGACAGCAGAAAUAUUACGAUGCUUACAAGAUUUUCCAACCAUUAAACAGCUAGUCGACGAAUACUACGGACUGAGCAAGGCGGCGGUCAUACCAUCUCUCGUUCUUAACGCACUACCCUCAAUACAGAGUACGAUUGACGAAACCCAACUGCAUAAUAGCCCACCAGAACAAGUCGCGCGGGUUCUUCAAAACACGAAACAUGUGCUCCAUAUAUCAUCAACUAUGACAGGACGUCAUUUCCAUCAGCUUUUUACUGGGUCUAAUUUACGCCUGGAGAUCUUAGGCGUUCUCUAUGCGAUAGCUGGCCGACUCAGUAUUUUCGGCCUGGCUCAUGAUAGAUUCCCCAGACUCAAUGGGAUGGCAGCUCGUGAACGGUUCUCUCGGAAGAUGCUGGCGGCUAGUGAUGCGGUGCUUCAGAUUUGCAGGCUCAUCGCCCCAAUCAAUGAUCUAACGAUAUGGAUGCUGUAUGAAAUUCUACUAUUGUCAAAGGUGGCAGAUGGUGAUACUAGCUCCGCAAAGUGGCGCAGGCUCGGAGACCUGUCAACCCAUAUAUUUGAGCUGGGGUUGCAUAGAGACUCCGAACAGUCAAGCUCUCUCCCCGUAUUUUUAGUCGAGACCCGCCGCAGACUCUUUGCAGCGGCAUACCAACUCGACAAGAGCAUUGCAACAUUCCUUGGCAGACCGCCGCGAAUAUCAUUAAGACAUUCAGACUGUCGACUGCCUAUUGAUAUCCAUGAUAGCUCGUUGGAGGCUGAUCAGUCAGAAAUUGAAUUAGCCCUACAGAGCUUGGACAGCGAUGGAUGGAAUACUCAAGGUAGCCUUCAUCGGGCUACCUUUCUUCGGCAACGAUUCCUAGUCAGCACCUUUCGCGAAGAGAUUCUAGAGGUCUCGUUAGAGACCCAAAACCGUGGGACAGCCGAAAAGCUGAGGGAUAUCUCUGUGCGUUGUAAUCAAACAUGGAACUCAAUGCCGAAUCAAUUGCACUACAGCUCAGAUUCUCGGGAUAAAAACAUGUCCAACACGACCCGUAUGAUGCUUAUCGUGUCCUACCUAGCUUACCUUUACAACGACUUCCUCAUUCAAAGGCUCCUUGUUCAGCAGAACCAGGAGGCCUACUCCGCUUUGCUCGAUGUGAGCUCCACCAUCUUGUCGACCGUUUUAGAUUUCUGCGCCAUGCGAGAAGAUAUGGUCGACCUUCGGCCAGACUUCAUGUGGACAAACCUCCUGUAUGGCUUCCCCAGUGCCGCUGUUCUAAUCAAGGCGCUCCAGAAACAAGCUCGCACCGGUCGACCAAUCCCCUACCAGGCUCGCGAUCUGAAUUGA